Messenger RNA from Mya arenaria, 1440 nucleotides. RefSeq names its product thioredoxin-like protein 4A. Gene Ontology annotation, cellular component: U4/U6 x U5 tri-snRNP complex; spliceosomal complex; U5 snRNP. Gene Ontology annotation, biological process: mRNA splicing, via spliceosome. Bases 105 to 533 code for a protein of 142 amino acids. The transcript has 2 exons. The record is from RefSeq and is a predicted model, not a curated record. Lineage: Eukaryota; Metazoa; Mollusca; Bivalvia; Myida; Myidae.
AACGAAAUGAAAUGAGCAAUAUCUUAAAGCGCCGUCUAACAAAGAUCAAGAAAAUUCUUGUUGAAAAUUACAGUUGAAGAAGUUGAGCUAAACAGGCUGCAGCCAUGUCUUACAUGCUUCAACAUCUCCACAAUGGUUGGCAAGUGGACCAGUCCAUUCUAUCAGAGGAGGAUCGCGUUGUCAUUGUUCGCUUCGGACACGACUGGGACCCCACUUGCAUGGUCAUGGAUGAAACUCUGUACAGAUGUGCGGAAAAGAUGAAAAACUUUGCAGUCAUUUACCUUGUUGACAUUUCUGAAGUGCCAGACUUCAAUAAAAUGUAUGAGUUGUAUGACCCAUGCACAUGCAUGUUCUUCUACAGAAAUAAGCACAUAAUGAUUGACUUGGGAACUGGCAAUAACAACAAGAUCAACUGGGCAAUGGAGGAUGUGCAAGAAUUUGUUGACAUUAUUGAGACUGUGUUCCGGGGAGCAAGAAAAGGACGUGGUCUGGUCAUCUCGCCAAAGGACUAUUCCACAAAAUACAGAUACUGAUUUUCUCUUUUGCUCUCUGAUAUAAGAAGCAUAAACAUUAUCUUUGUCAUUUUAAAACAAUUUACAAUUAACUUUCUUGAGUCAUCAUUUUUACUCAUAAUAUGUCUGUUUGCACUGGGGAAUAUGUUAAAUAGGAAAAUGAUGCAAGUCAAAAUGAGAGUUAUGUUUAGUUGUUUGUCAAUAUUCUUGUAGUGCAGUUUUGAGAGAAAAACCGAAUGAGUAAAUCUGUAAAAUGACUGGUACAUGUAGGAUAUAUGUGUGACCUAUUGAAGCCUGUGUUGUGUGUGAUAAAGCCUGAGGUUAAGACAAAUAAAGGUCUUAAUUGUAAAUUUCUGUUUUUCUAGAAAACUUUACUUGCUGUUUAACUCGUAUUUGCUUAAAAAUAUAUCUCAUUAAAAGUCAAAAGUAAAAGUCAAAUGUAAGAUACAAAGUUGAUAACUUUAUAAGAAUGCACCUCAGAGUGUAAAGGUAAAUUUAUAAAUUUUCGAAUUAAGACCCAUUUAACUGACAUGCAUGGUAUUUAAAAAUCUUAUUGUAUAGGUUAUACAUGUAUUGAUGUACAUUGUAGUGAUACAAUUAGCGGUAUUAAGUUACUUAGUAUAUAUUAUAGUGGUUAUAAGAUGUUAUGAUUCAUAAGGCAUACUUGUAGCUGUUAAUGAAUAAGUAAUAGUUACGAAAAAAUAGCCUUUAAAUAAACAUUCUGCCAGACAAUAUCAGCUAAAAUAUAGGAACACUUUGUCUGCUAGUUAAAAAAUAUUUGUUAAGUGCAGAACAUCACCUGAAAGCAGCUCUCUAAACAAUCUGGCAGAAUGUUUCUUUUCAAAUUUAAAUGGAAAAAUGUGUGUGACUUUUUUGAAACUGUGUACAUACAAAUGUAUGUUCUUGUGGAAUAAAAUCAAAUAUUGUG